AUGGAGAUUGAUACCGUCAUCGUCGGUAAUGGGCCAUCGGCCAUGAUUCUUUCAUACAUCCUUCAUGGCCAUAUUCCUUUCUACUCAUCCGAUCCUCCGCAUCCCGAUCAUUUAUUGGACGCCAAAUUAAGAGCAGUACCGGAGAUCUUGAAUGCCGAUGUCGAGUCUCUUACGGCGCACUUUAACGCCUCACGUCUAUCAUAUUCGACUCAGGCCCUUCCGGUGAACGUCUUGUUAGACACACUUGUACGGCCAAGUGUUGAUGUCGACGAGCCGGGUAGUAUCUCAAAUAUUGAGUGGCGCUCUCAGCCUGAGAAGGCUGUGUCUCAUCUUGUUUUUGGAAAACCCACGAACCCUGGAGGUCAAUGGACAGAAGACCCCCUGGGUGCUAGCUGGGAUAUCCAGACGUUGAGCUAUGCGGCAAUGUUGUCCUUGCCAGGUUAUUCCUUUGCCAACCACCACAAGAAGACCACGGGCAAAGAUUUACCAUCAUACACGAGGCCUACGCGGCGUGAGAUUGCCAAUUACUUCUGUGCUUAUCCGGAGGCUGCUCGUAUCAAUGAUUCCUUUCGGUGCGGGGAAGAAGUGAAGGGCAUCACUCGUACCGCAAACGGCUUUUAUGUUCGUUCCCAUGAUCUUCACUGCAAACGCCUGGUCUUGGCAAGCGGGAUCUUUUCCGAAACCCUUCCACCAGAGCCAAUGUUACGCCCGUUACUUUCGACCAAACCUACGCCUAAUGUUCCCUUACUAGUCGUUGGAUCCGGCUUCUCCGCGGCCGAUUCCAUCAUUUCUGCCUCCCCCGACCAACGGAUUUUGCACAUAUAUAAGUGGUCCCCGAACGACCGUCCUUCGCCUCUUCGGGCCUGCCAUCAGCAAGCAUAUCCUGAGUAUGCCGGUGUCUAUCGUCUAAUGAAACGGGCCGUACUUGCAGCCGAAGCUGCAAGUAAAGAUCGGCGGCCAAAAUACCGACGCGCAACUUCAACACCAUUCCUUGAAAGUCGGGAUUGGGAGGGCCUUUACGAGGGCCACUCUAACGUUGAAAUAAAAUCUGUGGAAGUCCACGGCGAUUUAGCCACGGUCACAUUCCGCCGCCAGGAUGGAACAAUCUUCUCGAGGCCUGUCGGUGGUCUCGUUUACGCUGCUGGCCGACGAGGCACGCUGGAUUACCUUGAUCCCGAGCUCCGCUGUGAAGUGUUGGGGCACGGCAAUCAAGAGAAUCUGGCGGUCACCGGCCAGACUCUCCGUGCGAAAGCAAUCGAAGACCUCGAGGUCGCCCCUGGAGUUUUCAUCAUUGGUAGCCUGACUGGAGAUUCUCUUGUCAGGUUUUCAUUCGGCGGUUGUGUCUACACCGCCGGACAUCUGAUAACCAGCGAACGGGACAGCCGCAGUGUCUGCGGUAGUUUUGUGUCUUCUGCCAAACUGCAUGGCUCUUCACUUUCUGUGAUGAACGGCAUGGAUGGUCAUCUUAUAUACCCGAACUGCGAUGUCUCAGACUUGACCCGCGAGGACACUUUCAGCAAAAUUUCAACAGUCACUGAUCAACCUGCUGUACGCGGUUGGUGGAAGGCGCUCUCUCGCAUGUGGAAUGAUCUGACACGAUGA
Molecule: messenger RNA, 1602 nt
Organism: Penicillium paradoxum
Lineage: Eukaryota; Fungi; Ascomycota; Eurotiomycetes; Eurotiales; Aspergillaceae
Exons: 2
Coding region: 1-1602 (533 amino acids)
Source: RefSeq, a predicted model, not a curated record